Entamoeba invadens IP1 is the source of this 600-nucleotide messenger RNA. Its product is annotated as Rho GTPase, putative. Gene Ontology annotation, molecular function: GTPase activity; GTP binding. The coding region runs from base 1 to 600 and encodes 199 amino acids. The transcript has a single exon. NCBI's taxonomy places the organism in Eukaryota, Evosea, Mastigamoebida, Endamoebidae. Gene Ontology annotation, biological process: small GTPase-mediated signal transduction. The record is from RefSeq and is a predicted model, not a curated record.
AUGGCUAAUAUUGUUGUUAAAAUUGUUGUUCUUGGAAACAAAGAUGUUGGAAAAACAACUCUAUUAACAACAUACACAACUAAAGAGUUCCCAUUACCUUCCAACUUAAAGAUAUAUGAUGGUUACAAUGUGGAACACAAGUUUGAUAAUGGUGAUGGAGUACGCUCUUUAUGGGAUCCUUGUGUGCCAGGCGGCGAAAGUUUACUCAGCAUGAGUUACAUGGGAACCAACUGUUUCAUUAUAUGUUUUUCUCUCGUCGACAAAAAGUCAUAUCAGGAAGUUGGAAAGACGUGGAAACAAGAAGUUGAAGAUUUGGGUGUACCAAUAUUGUUAGUUGGGUUGAAGAAUGAUUUACUAGAUACAAAUGCUUCUGAAGAUAAAAUAAAAACGGAAGAGGGAGUUGAACUCGCAAAGAAAAUAGGUGCUGUGAAGUAUCUUGAAUGUUCAGCAAAAAACAUGACUGAUGUUGACCCAAUUUUCAUGGAAGCUGGUAAAAUUGGUGAUAUUUAUAGAUUGCAUGAAUGGAACAAGAAGAUGAUAAUGAUGAAGAAGAUGAUGAUGAUGAGGUGGAGGAUAAUGAUGAGGAGGAGUAAUUUUUAA